AUGGAUGUUGUGGAUCGUGGACAAUUCUCAAUAAUCGACUACAUUUGCUUCGCUUUUGUGCUCUUCUUCUCCGCCGUGAUUGGAUUUUACCAUGGCGCCAAAUCACGGAAGAGCGCCAGCACGAAGGAUGAUUACCUCCUCGGCGGCAGAGAUAUGGGCUUGCUUCCUGUUACAUGCUCACUUGUGGCCACCGUCACAUCCGGAAUGACAAUCGUGGGCCUCUCGGCGGAGGCUUAUGCCCAUGGAAUUCACACUUGGAUGCUGAGUGUGACGCUUCUGGUGUCGAACACGGUUUUCCUGCACGUCUUCAUUCCCGUGCUGUAUGAACUGAAAGUGGCGUCGAGUUUUGAGUAUUUGGAAAUGCGAUUCAGCCGAAGUGUGCGAGUGUUUGCGAGCGGGGUUUACACAGUGGCAGGAUUAGUGUACUUGCCAGUUACCGUGUACGUUCCGGCCUUGGUGUUCAACAAAGUCACAGGAGUUAAUAUUUACGCAACUGUGAUUGCUCUGUCCAUCCUUUGUGCCUCCUACACGGCAGUCGGAGGCUUCAAAGCCGUGGUCUGGACAGACGUUCUGCAGCUGAUCCUCAUGGUAGUUUCCACCAUCAUUGUGGCGACUGUUGGCGCCAUUUCUGUCGGAGGAUUCGAGAAUAUUUGGGACGCAGCUGAGCGAGGCGGAAGACUCAACUGGAUAAAUUUCAGUGACUUUGGCAGCAGAACCGUCAUCUGGGCAUACGUAAACUCUUCUCUCAUAAAUAUAUAUCAAUUUGGACUCAAUCAAACCUGUCUUCAGCGAUUUCUCGCCUUGUCGAGCUUGAAGAAAGUCAAAAUCGCCUCCUGGAUCGUCGUCAUUGCUUUCGGAUGCUUCAUUUUCAUGGCCCAAUUCAUUGGUGUCAUCAUGUAUGCUUCUUACGAAACUUGCGAUCCUUUCACUCAAGGCAUCAUUCAGAAGCUUGACCAAAUCCUUCCACACUUUAUUCAGGAGAAAGCUUCAAUAUUCACAGGAUUCAACGGCAUUUUCAUAGCAGGCAUUUUCGCUGCAAGUCUCUCCACAACAUCAUCUUAUCUAAAUGCUUUGGGAGGAACUAUUUAUGAAGACUUCUUGAGCUAUCGCUUUGUCAAUAUUGAGGAGAGAACAGCCAAGAAAAUUUUGAAGGCAAUUGUGCUGAUUCUAGGCGCUGUUCAAGUGUUGAUGGUGACUGUUGUGCAGAAAAUGGGAAUGAUCUAUAAGAUAACAAAUCAAACCAUGACUCUGUCAACGAGUACAAUAUUUGGCUUCUUCAUGGCCGGCGUUCUUCUGCCCAAAGUUAACGGAAAGGGAGCUCAAGCAGGUGCGUGCGUCGGUGGAAUUGUCCUUACAGUCCUCAUUAUUGGCGGUAUGGCAAACAAACCUGAACCGACACUUCCACUCUCGACUGAUGGCUGUUCAUCGCAAAAAGACGCCCUGCAAUUCAGUAAUUCAACAAUAAUUGCUAAUGAGAAAGUAAUAUCUGAAGCUUCUGAUGAUGUAAUUUGGCUGUUUAAGAUUCCUUUUGUAUAUUUUGGCCUCAUUGGGAUGCUAUGCAAUCUUUUAACGAGCUACAUUGUUAGUCUGUUGACUGGAGGAAAUGUCAUUGAGAAUCAGAAACUUCUGGCUCCAUUUCUCAGAACAAAUGCAAGAGAGCAUCGAGAAAACUUAUCGCAAAAGGAAAACUUAAUACAGAGAAUUGCAUGGAGUAAAAACUAGUGCAAUUUCUUCACAAUUUCCAAGACUUUUCAAUAAAGACACCCCACAUCUUAGGCUCCUUUUCUGGUCUGACUAUAUAAGCUUAAGUAAUAAAUU
Messenger RNA from Phlebotomus argentipes, 1818 nucleotides. Its product is annotated as sodium-coupled monocarboxylate transporter 1-like. The record is from RefSeq and is a predicted model, not a curated record. Bases 1 to 1722 code for a protein of 573 amino acids. Gene Ontology annotation, molecular function: symporter activity. The transcript has 3 exons. Gene Ontology annotation, cellular component: membrane. Lineage: Eukaryota; Metazoa; Arthropoda; Insecta; Diptera; Psychodidae. Gene Ontology annotation, biological process: transmembrane transport; sodium ion transport.